Messenger RNA from Drosophila takahashii, 1525 nucleotides. RefSeq names its product proline-rich protein HaeIII subfamily 1. Lineage: Eukaryota; Metazoa; Arthropoda; Insecta; Diptera; Drosophilidae. The record is from RefSeq and is a predicted model, not a curated record.
UGCAACGAAGACGUCGCAUCGGGCAAAUAUAUUUUUACAACUCGUGUGCGGUUCCGUCUGCGAAACCGGUAAUAAUUCGAUUCGCUGUGUGUUUCAAGUGUUCAGGAAAAACUCGGAAAAACUGCAAGUUUUUUUAGUUAGCAGAAAUGCGCUUUUUCCUGCCUCUGGUGGCCACCCUGCUCUUGGCAGCGUGUGUCCACGCGGAUGUCUCCCACCUGGACACGGAUCUCCAGGAGGAUGGCUAUCACUACAAGCAGCCGUCGGUGCCUUUUCCGCCGCCGGGCUCGGGAAAUGGUAUUGAGGAUUCGGGCAUAGGCUCGGGACCCGCUCCCUCGGCUCCAGCUCCUUCGUAUGGACCUCCGGCGCCUCAGCCAACUCAACCUGCUCCAGGUCCUUCCUAUGGACCACCGCAGACGCAGCCACCUCGUCCGCAGCCACAGCCCACACCCUCGGCUCCAGCUCCUUCGCCUUCUUAUGGACCUCCACAGACGCCACCUCCUCGUCCGCCACCACAGCCCACACCCACGGCUCCAGCUCCUGCUCCAAGUCCUUCCUAUGGACCUCCGCAGACACAGCCACCUCGUCCUCCACCACAGCCCACACCCUCGGCUCCUGCUCCACCGCCAUCCUAUGGACCUCCACAGCCGCAGCCACCAUCGCCGCAACCUGGUCCGGAGUACUUGCCCCCCGAUCAGCCCAAGCCGCGACCCACUCCCUCGCGUCCUCAGCCGCCGCCACCACCACCGCCACCAUCAAGGCCACAGCCCACUCCAGGAUAUGGUCCUCCUCCACCACCGCCUCCACCAAAGCCACAGCCCACUCCAGGCUACAAUCCACCACCACCGCCGCCACCAAGGCCUCAGCCACAGCCCACUCCUGGCUACGGACCACCACCACCGGGACCUGCUCCUCCUGCGCCACCAAGGCCUCAGCCUCCCCGCCCUCAGCCACCACGCCCACAGCCAGGAGCUGAGUACCUGCCGCCUCCUGGGGAUAAUGAGGUGACCCCCGCCCAACCGCAGCCCACUGCUCCAGUGCCGGAAUAUGGACCACCACCUGGUCCUACUUACCAGCCACGUCCUCCCGCACCACCUGCACCACCAGCACCUACUUAUCAGCCUCGUCCACCAGCACCACCUGCUCCUGCACCAGGACCCACCUACCAACCACGUCCACCAAGUCCUCCUGCACCACCGGCACCCACUUAUCAACCUCGUCCUCCCGCACCACCUGCACCUGCUCCAGGACCCACUUACCAGCCACGUCCUCCAGCACCACCUGCACCCACUCCCACCCAGGGGUACGGACCACCACCACCCACCAGUGGUGGCGAUGAGGCGGGUUCCCUGGGACCCGAUGGCUACAACUACAACAAGCCUGCCAAACCAUUUACCUUCUAGAAAAAAGUACUCAGCAACCACUGUCCUCUGAACCACCAUUGGACCUAGAAAAACCCAAGAAAAGCCCCGCCACUCAAAAAUCAAAAAUCUUUUUCCAAAUAAAAACAUAAAUCUCAAAAGCCAAA